AUGGAAGAUGCAGAAAAAUGUACCAAAUGUCCAAAAGAUCAAUAUCCAAACAUCCAUCAAGAUCACUGUAUAGACAAGAUUAUAACCUUCCUAUCUUAUCAAGAAAAUCUGGGGAUCAUCUUGGCUUCCCUUGCCUUGAUCCUCUCUUUAAUCACAGGCUUUGUCUUGGGAAUCUUCAUUAAAUUCCACAACACUCCAAUUGUCAAAGCCAACAAUCGGGACCUCUCCUACAUCCUCCUUGUCUCCCUCCUGCUUUCCUUCUUGACCUCCUUCCUGUUCUUUGGCCAGCCCAGGAGAGCCACCUGUCUUCUCCGACAAACAGCCUUCAGCAUCAUUUUCUCACUCGCUGUCUCUUCUGUUCUGGCCAAAACGAUGACAGUGGUCUUAGCCUUCUUGGCCACAAAACCAGGGAAUAAAGUGCAGAAAUGGCUGGGGAAGAGCCUGGCCAACACCAUCAUCCUUAGUUGCUCGGGUGUCCAAGUUGUCCUCUGCAGCAUCUGGUUGGGCACUUCUCCACCAUUCCCUGACUCUGACAUGCACUCACAAUCUGAAGAGAUUAUUCUGCAAUGCAACGAAGGCAGUGUCUUUAUGUUUUAUGGUGCCCUUGGCUACAUGGGCUUCCUGGCUGCCGUCUGCUUCAUGGUGGCUUUCCUGGCCAGGAACCUCCCUGGGGCUUUCAACGAAGCCAAGAUGAUCACCUUCAGCAUGCUGGUCUUCUGCAGUGUCUGGGUGUCCUUCGUGCCUGCCUACCUGAGCACCAAGGGCAAGUACACAGUGGCCGUGCAGGUCUUCUCCAUCCUGGCCUCCAAUGCUAGCCUGCUGGGCUGCAUCUUUCUGCCCAAGUGCUAUAUUGUUUAUCUAAGACCGGAUCUGAAUACAAAAGAACAUGUGAUGUCAAAAUAG
Molecule: messenger RNA, 903 nt
Organism: Candoia aspera
Lineage: Eukaryota; Metazoa; Chordata; Lepidosauria; Squamata; Candoiidae
Product: vomeronasal type-2 receptor 26-like
Exons: 2
Coding region: 1-903 (300 amino acids)
Biological process (GO): G protein-coupled receptor signaling pathway
Cellular component (GO): plasma membrane
Molecular function (GO): G protein-coupled receptor activity
Source: RefSeq, a predicted model, not a curated record